Zootoca vivipara (common lizard) is the source of this 1647-nucleotide messenger RNA. Lineage: Eukaryota; Metazoa; Chordata; Lepidosauria; Squamata; Lacertidae. The record is from RefSeq and is a predicted model, not a curated record.
UCAUCCAGGACUAGUGGUCGACCUUAGAGAGCCAUGUGUCUUCCUUUCAUAUACGAAGGCAAAAUUUACUCAUCUUGCACAACAGAUGGGCCAUCCAAUGGAAAGCCCUGGUGCUCUCUGACCAGCAACCAUGAUGAAAACCCCCAUUGGAGAGACUGUGAUUCCUCAGUUGGUGCUCCCUGUGUCUGCCCAUUUAUUCACAACCGUAAACUCUAUUCCUCUUGCACCAAGGACGGCACUAAUUAUCUGUGGUGUCCCACACAAGUUGACUCUGAGACGGGAAAGAUGUAUGAAUCUUCCUAUAGAGAAUGUUUCACUACAGAGAAUGGAGGUAAUGAUGGUGGACGACCCUGUGUCUUCCCCUUUGUGUACAGGGGAGAAACCUUCUAUAAAUGCACCCAAAAAUAUUCACCGAGAAGGAACUUCUGGUGUGCGACAACAGGGGACUUUGGCAAGGAUGGGAAAUGGAGCUACUGUGCUGAUAUCGGUGAGCAUGAUGCAGGGGGCUGGAAUAACAGGAGUGGACUGAGUACAAACCCUACAGGGCCAUGUGUGUUUCCUUUCAUCUACAAAGGAAAACCCUAUACCGGUCCAUCUUGUACAGCUGAUGGGGAAUCCACUGAAAGUCUCUGGUGCUCUCUGACCUGCAACUAUGAUGAAGACCCAAAAUGGACAUACUGUGAUCCUUCUGGUAUGGGGAAAACAGAGUACACUGGAAUCAGGAACAGGACGAGCAAGGAUAACCACACGCUUCAGCACAGUGGUGGCAGGUUUGGUUAUCCCUGUGUCUGCCCAUUUAUUUACAAUGAGAAUGGAGGUAAUGAUGCUGGACGACCCUGUGUCUUCCCCUUUGUGUACGAGGGUGAAACCUUCUAUAAAUGCACCCAAAAAGAUUCGCCGACGAGGCACUUCUGGUGUGCGACAACAGGGAACUUUGACAAGGAUGGGAAAUGGAGCUUCUGUGCUGAUAUCGAAUAUGGAGGGAUCGCCAAUGGCCAGCCCUGUGUCUUCCCCUUUACUUACAAGAGCCGGACAUUCUAUACUUGCAGCAAUGAAGAUGAUCCACUUGGGAGGUUCUGGUGUGCCACUACGGGGGACUAUGAUAAGGACCAGAAGUGGAGCUCUUGUGUCGACACCCGACUGAGUACAAGACCUACAGGGCCUUGUGUCUUUCCUUUCAUCUACAAAGGAAAAUCCUAUAUGUCUUGCACAACUGAUGGGGAAUCCGAAAUAAAACUUUGGUGCUCUCUGACCAGCAACUAUGAUGAAGACCAAAAAUGGACAUACUGUGAUCUUUCGGUUGGUCAGCAUUGUGUCUGCCCAUUUAUUUACAACGGUAAAUCCUAUUCCUCUUGCACCAAGGAUGACGCUAAUGCGAUGUGGUGUGCCACAGAAGUUGACCCUGACACGAAAGAAAUGAUCGAAUCUAAAUGGAAAGAGUGUAAGACAAAAGAGAAUGGAGGUAAUGAUGAUGGACGACCCUGUGUGUUCCCCUUUGUGUACAACGGCGAAACCUUCAAUACCUGCACCAAUAAAAAUGCGAUGGGAUACUGGUGUGCGACAACAGGGAACUAUGACAAGGACGGGAAAUGGAGCAUCUGUGCUCAUACCAGAAGUCCUCCAAGUGUCGGCUGUAAACAUCAAUGA